This is a messenger RNA of Fragaria vesca subsp. vesca, 834 nucleotides long. Its product is annotated as psbP-like protein 1, chloroplastic-like. NCBI's taxonomy places the organism in Eukaryota, Viridiplantae, Streptophyta, Magnoliopsida, Rosales, Rosaceae. Gene Ontology annotation, biological process: photosynthesis. Bases 91 to 834 code for a protein of 247 amino acids. Gene Ontology annotation, cellular component: extrinsic component of membrane; photosystem II oxygen evolving complex; photosystem II. The record is from RefSeq and is a predicted model, not a curated record. Gene Ontology annotation, molecular function: calcium ion binding. The transcript is spliced from 7 exons.
AUCACCCACUUCACCACAGAAAACAAUAGGGCGACUCUGAACUCCCACAGUGACUGCACUUGUUUCCAGCUUCAUUCACAAACACCAACAAUGGCGACCCUGCAGAACUCACCUUCACCCCACAGGACCCUGGUGCUCAACUCCUUUACUAAGGUACAAAACAAGCAAAGCAAUUCACAUUGCUACAGAAGAAGCGUGUCGUUUUUGGUAAGAGCAGAGCAAGCUUCAUCAUCUUCAGCAUGCUCUCCUUCUCAAGAUAGAUCUGGGAGACGCCAAGUACUAGCUGCAGGGACAAUUGCUUCUAUGGCUUAUCUCACUAACCAACAUUCUGCAUCAUUUGCUGCAGAAAAGAAGAAGGAUUUCCAGCUUGUUACGGACAAGAAAGACGGAUAUGAAUUUGUCUACCCUUUUGGUUGGCAAGAAGUUUCCAUUGAAGGGCAAGACAAGGUAUUCAAGGAUGUGAUUGAGCCGCUAGAGACUGCAAGUGUGACUCUCUUCCCAACUGUCAAGGAGGACAUCAAGGAAUUUGGGACUCCACAAGAGGUUGCUGAGACUCUGAUCAAGAAGGUUCUUGCUCCUCCCACCCAGAAAACAAAACUGAUUGAGGCAACAGAGCAUGAGAUUGAUGGGAAAACAUAUUACACUUUCGAGUUUAUGGCCAAGGCUCCGAACUAUACUCGCCACGCUCUAAGCACAAUAGCUGUUAACAAUGGUAAAUUCUACACACUGACGACAGGAGCCAACGAAAGGAGGUGGGGGAAGAUGAAAGAUAAACUACACACCAUUGUUGAUUCCUUCAAACUUUUCAAAGUCUAUGAAGGCAAUUUGAGUUAG